AGAAAGUUAAAAAAACUCCAUUGAACAGACAGACUCUCUCUCUCUCUCGAUCUCUUCGUAGCACUCAUAGCCUCUCUGCGACGAGGCCCAAAGAGAGAGACAAUAAAGACAAAGAAAGAUAGAGAGAGAAAAACUAACUCCUUCCUUCCUUCUUUAUACAGAGAGAUAAUCGAAACAGAAAUAGAAAGAUCUACUGGGUCGUUCGAUAUUAACAGAGUUGGUUUUUGAGGACAAAAUAUGGAUUGAAAGAGACCUUUUGCGUUAUGCGGAUUUGGAGCAGUGAAUUGGAAGGGGAUUUUUGGAGAAUGUGGGUAAUGUGGAGACAAUUUGGAUUGAACUAGUGUAUAAAGUAGGUGUUGAGGACAAGUUUUUGGAUUGGCAUAGAAAUGGCUGAUGCAGCAGGGUUAAUGGAAGCGGCUGGGGCUAGAUUUAGUUCCUUAGAGUUGAUUGGGAGAGGAUCAUUUGGCGAUGUCUAUAAAGCGUUUGAUAAGGAGCUUAACAAAGAAAUUGCUAUCAAAGUCAUUGAUUUGGAAGAAUCUGAGGAUGAAAUUGAGGACAUUCAAAAGGAAAUUUCUGUUUUGUCACAAUGCCGUUGUCAAUAUAUUACAGAGUAUUAUGGUUCAUAUCUUAACCAGACUAAACUAUGGAUAAUAAUGGAAUACAUGGCCGGUGGCUCUGUUGCUGAUCUACUCCAGGCGGGUCCUCCGCUGGAUGAAAUGUCAAUUGCUUGUAUUUUACGUGACUUGCUGCAUGCAAUUGAAUAUUUACACAAUGAAGGAAAAAUUCACAGAGAUAUUAAAGCGGCUAACAUCUUGUUGAGUGAGAAUGGUGAUGUUAAGGUUGCAGAUUUUGGUGUUUCUGCGCAAUUAACAAGAACAAUAUCCAGGAGAAAGACUUUUGUAGGAACACCAUUCUGGAUGGCUCCAGAGGUAAUUCAAAAUUCAGACGGAUACAAUGAGAAGGCGGAUAUAUGGUCUCUGGGGAUAACUGCAAUUGAGAUGGCAAAGGGGGAGCCUCCACUUGCAGAUCUUCACCCUAUGAGGGUCCUUUUUAUCAUACCUCGAGAAAAUCCUCCACAGCUGGAUGAGCAUUUUUCUCGUCCUAUGAAAGAGUUUGUUUCAUUGUGUUUGAAGAAAAUCCCUGCUGAGAGGCCAAGUGCUAAGGAACUUCUGAAGCAUCGAUUUAUUAAAAAUGCUAGGAAGAGCCCAAGGCUUCUGGAAAGAAUAAGAGAGCGUCCAAAGUACCCAAUAAAGGAUGCAGAAAGUCCCAGAAAUGGUCAAAGAACAGUAAUGGAGGGAUCUGAUACUGUCAAGGUGACAAGAGAUGUAGCAGCUGAGGGAACUGUCCGAGCCAGUGGUCAGGCAAAACCUUUGAAAAAUGCUGGGUGGGACUUCAGUAUUGGUGGAUCAAGGAGUACUGGAACUGUUAGAAGUGCUGUAAAACCUCCUCAGGUUAGAGAAAAGAAAACAGAAACAUCAUACGAUAAGGUUUCCCGGCGAACUUCCGACAGUGGUAACCAUUUGUUGUCUCCAUCUGGAAAUACCCUUCAGGAGUCACCAGAAAUAUCAUUUGGUAAAGAUGCUAGGGAUCCACAUCAUGAUGAACAUCAUGAUAAUUCUCAUGAUCCUGAUGAAUUAUCAGUAAAUGUGUCAGGAACGGUUGUUAUAAGAACUCCCAGGGGAUCUCAGUCAUCUCCCGUGUUUCGAGAUCAAAGCAGUCUGUCUAGCAGCACCAUUGCUUCUUUUGAAGAUGCUUCUACUAGUGGAACUGUUGUCUUUCGUGGCCACGAUGAUUCUGAUUCUCCUCGGACUCCAAAAUCUAGACUAGGCAUACAAGAGAGGACUUCAAGUGCCUCGCUGGAAGACAGUGCAGUAAAUCUUGCUGAGGCAAAGGCUGCAAUGCAAGCAGGGCUGCGGAAAGGAAAUGCAAGGGAAGGUAGAAGAAGAGAGCAAUUGACAAACAGCUCUGAUUCUUCCAGAAGUUCUCGCGACUACUUUGAUGCACCAAGAGCAUUUCCUAGAUCACGCCAAGCAAGUGAAGAUGACGAUAGUUCUAGAAUAGCUUCUUCAUCAGCAUCUUUAUCGGUUUUGCUUAUUCCAUCCUUAAAGGAGGCAGUAGCUGAUGAUCCAGAAGGAUCAGUUGUGCGUGCUGUUACAAAUUCACUUAUAAAUAUGGAGCGAACAAAGCCUGGAUCUGCUGAUGUCCUCCUUAGAAGUUUGCUUCAGCGAUUGGCAAGUUCAAAGGAAUCUUCAAUGAAAGAUCUACAGGAGCUAGCAGCUCGCCUGUUCCUCAAGGGCAAGGGAGCUCCUGAUGAAACACAAAAUGCAAAUGCUGAGGCUGAGAACAAGAAGAAGCAACAAAAUAAGGAACUAAAUUCGACUGCCAAUUUAAGCCCUCUUGCAAGGUUUCUACUCUCAAGAUGGCAAGGUCAAGUUUCGCGGGAUGUCAAUCCAACUUAAAAGAAGAGGUUGGAGCUUGAUUACAACUUUGUUUUGUAGUGUGUUACUGUUUAUGCAUUCUUUCACAUUUGAUGUACAUAUCAUUGUAAGAAAUUGUGCAUUUAAUAUCUAUUCUAUAUUUACCAUUACUAUUAUUGUUAUUUUUCCUUUUCAUAGUAUUUAUUUUGCAGUGGCGAAUUGCUGUAUAAUUAGGGUUUGUUUACAAUGUAAUUUCAUUAACAACAUUAAUUGUAUUUAUUAAUAUAUUUUGAUAAAAAAA
Messenger RNA from Jatropha curcas, 2718 nucleotides. Its product is annotated as Protein kinase superfamily protein. Gene Ontology annotation, molecular function: ATP binding; protein serine/threonine kinase activity. Gene Ontology annotation, biological process: protein phosphorylation. Gene Ontology annotation, cellular component: cytoplasm. Lineage: Eukaryota; Viridiplantae; Streptophyta; Magnoliopsida; Malpighiales; Euphorbiaceae. The record is from RefSeq and is a predicted model, not a curated record.